GAGGACGGACUCGACGGAGCGAAACGGAAAAGUAACUGAUCGAGCCGAGCAAGAGAGAAAAUGGUGGUUGAGGAGGAUUCUUCAGUAUCGACGAUUAUGGCGGAAGAGAAUCUCGAUCCUAACACCGCGAACCCUAGCCGUAUAGAGAAGCAGCAUGUUCCGGCGAUUAAGGCUAUCCGCGGCGGCGAAGAAGGUCCGUCGAAGGGGAAAACGAUUCUGUGCGGUGGAAAGGACAAUGUGUCGAAGAAAUCAACCACCGUAAUCCAAAAUUCGCACUCGUUCCAGAAUUCUUGGACCAUCUGGUUCGAUAAUCCUUCCUCGAAAUCGUAUCAAGCUACAUGGGGAAGCUCUUUGAGAACCUUGUACACAUUCGCGACUAUCGAGGAGUUCUGGAGUCUUUACAAUAACAUGCAUCCUCCAACCAAGUGGGUUCCAGGGGCUGAUCUUUACUGCUUCAAACAUAAAAUUGAACCAAAAUGGGAAGAUCCUACUUGUGCUGAUGGAGGAAAGUGGACUAUGAUGUUCCCUAAGGCUAAACUGGAAUCUAAUUGGCUUAACACGUUACUUGCGUUAGUUGGUGAGCAAUUUGAGCAAGGAGAUGAGAUUUGUGGGGCAGUUUUGAAUUUCAGAACAAGAGGGGACAAGAUCUCUCUAUGGACAAAGAACGCUGCAAAUGAGAAGGCACAGCUAAGCAUUGGGAAACAGUGGAAGGAACUUCUUGGUUACAAUGAGUCAAUCGGAUUCAUAUAUCAUGAGGAUGCAAAGACUCUUGAUCGUAAUGCUAAACCUCGAUACACUGUAUGAUUCACGUUUGACUUCUCAGCUUCCGGGAGAGAAAAAGAAGACUCAAAAGGGAAGUCAUAUGAGAGAAUAGGACCUUUUAGUUGCUUCUGAUUCUAUCUUCUACUUGUAAAAAGGAUGCACAUUUUGGGUUUGAGGUGAUCAGUAUUCUCUCACUUUCAAACUAGCAGAAUUGGUGAAAUAGGUUGUAAUCAAAUGUACAUGUUUUUCGUAAUUUUCAUAGUGGU
This is a messenger RNA of Eutrema salsugineum, 1028 nucleotides long. Its product is annotated as eukaryotic translation initiation factor 4E-3. The record is from RefSeq and is a predicted model, not a curated record. NCBI's taxonomy places the organism in Eukaryota, Viridiplantae, Streptophyta, Magnoliopsida, Brassicales, Brassicaceae. The transcript has 5 exons. Gene Ontology annotation, cellular component: cytoplasm; eukaryotic translation initiation factor 4F complex. The coding region runs from base 61 to 804 and encodes 247 amino acids. Gene Ontology annotation, biological process: translational initiation. Gene Ontology annotation, molecular function: RNA 7-methylguanosine cap binding; translation initiation factor activity.